Messenger RNA from Ramularia collo-cygni, 1884 nucleotides. RefSeq lists its product as uncharacterized. The coding region runs from base 1 to 1884 and encodes 627 amino acids. The transcript has 3 exons. The record is from RefSeq and is a predicted model, not a curated record. NCBI's taxonomy places the organism in Eukaryota, Fungi, Ascomycota, Dothideomycetes, Mycosphaerellales, Mycosphaerellaceae.
AUGUCUUCGACACUGGCCACAGCCUCGGCCGCAGCCUUUACCGCCAUCUUUGUGGCCAAAUACACCAAGACUGCCGUCGGCUGUUACACGUACCUCACAUUCAAGCCACGUCCAGUCAGCGAUACCCCCAAGUACACAUCCAAAGAUGUCAGCGUGGUGAUUCCAACCACGUACGGCAAGCCAAAGGAGCUCCUGGAGUGCGUUCAGGCCAUCCUCAAGACCGGUCCAAGCAAGAUCUUCGUCGUGUGCUCCAACACAAAAGUCAAGAAGUGCAAGGAACUUCUGAACGAAGAUGAUCACUUCGAGAUCACUGUCCUUGGCGUCAAGGAGCACAACAAGCGCGACCAGAUCUUGACCGCACUGGACUAUGUCGAGUCGGACAUUGUCGUCCUCGCCGACGACGAUGUGUUCUGGCCAGAUGCCGCAUACCUCAACCUCUUGCUCGCCAUCUUCGAGGAUGAUCAAGUUGGUGCAGGUGGCACCCGCCAGCGCGUCCGCCGUGAUGAGUUCUCCGGUGUGCGUGGUCUUUGGCCGCGCAUGUGGAACUUUCUCGGUAUCGGCUACCUUGAGCGUCGCACCUGGAACAAUGCCACCACCAAUGCGAUCGACGGCUCGAUCUCGACCCUUUCCGGCCGCACUGCCGCAUACCGCACAGUGAUCCUUCAGACGGCUGACUUCCGUUUCUACUUCAAGAACGACUUCUGGCGCGGAAAGCCCCUCAACAGUGACGACGACAAGUGUCUCACGCGCUAUGUGUACAGUCUCGGAUGGAAGAUUGCGAWCCAAUUCGACCCACGCGCUGUCCUCGAAACCACGGUUGAGACCGGGUACAAAUACCUGGAACAGUGCAAGCGUUGGGGCCGCGCUCACUGGCGUGGAAACUUCACCGUCAUGGAAAAUGAGAAGUACUGGUUUUCCCGACAGAUGCUCUGGGGCAUGUAUGUGAUCUACUUUGGAUCAUUCCUGACUCCAGCUGUCCUGUGGGAGGGGUUGAUGUGGAUUGCCCUCUACGGUGCUGUCGGCGGCACUGAGUCGGCCUCGCUGUCGUACAUCCUCUUCGGCGUCUUCAUCCUUGUCACCAAGGUCGUCAAGUACAUCCCCCACUUCCUCCGCCACCCUACUGACACGAUCUUCAUUCCCAUCGCCGUCUUGUUCAGCUACUUCCACGGAUUCCUGAACUUGUACUGCUUGUCCACCAUGACCAAGACCCACUGGGGUUCUAAGAAGCUCGGCAAGGAGGAUGAUAUUCAGCCAAGCCACCCAAAUGGCCGUGUCAAGGUCGUACUCAACUCCAUUCUCGGCUUCUGUGUCGCAGGGAUCGCCAAAGUCAAGAAGCCUCUCAACACGGAGGUCAAUUCGCAGGUUCAGCCCAAGGUUCAGGUCGAGGACGACAACAAUGACGAUGGCGACGAAUACGUGUUCGUGGUCAAGCACGCCACUCCUGGCCAUGGAAUGCGUUUCACCGUUGAAGAUGCCGAUGCCGAUCAACCCGACGUCGCGGUCCCCGGCUUGAACCUGAAGCAUGUCGAGAAGCCUCAGUUCAACGAGUCCACUCUUCAAUACGACGUUGCUGUCAAGUCUGAGCUUCCCUCUCCAACCGAUGAGGAGACUGAGAAUGGUGUAAUGGGACCUCUCCUUCCGAAGCUGGGCGAGAAGCAGUCGGGCGACGAGGGCCGUGACGAGGGCGCCACCUCCACGAGAACCAACUCCCCACACAGCUCUGGCGAUGAGUCCGUCCUCGUGCUCAUCGAUUCGACGUCAACCUUGGACGACGCGCCCGAGGAGAUCCUGGCUAGGGACGCGGCGAACAAGGCUGCCUGCACCGGUGGCGACCCCAGACUGGAGGAGAUCUACGACUCCCUCCCACCACUGGAGCGUUGCUAG